UGUGCUGCUAUUGAUCAGCGUAACACAGCAAGCGAUCGAUCUCGUCACUGCCUCACUAGAUACCGAGGCCGCUAACACGCAGCGCGACAUUCCGGCGUCACGUAGAGCACAGCGCCGGUGGCGGGCAACGCUCAAAGCGUCACACACGUAGGGAGUACACUGCCGCUAUUUAUAAGGCAGUUUGUGAAUAAUAAGUUGCCAGUCGGCGUUCAGAACAGUGUGUAUAUGAGACGCGAGUGGCUUGUCCAUGAGAACGCCGGAUAGCCUGUGCUGACGUUAAGGGUAGUGACCAACGCAGUAACUGACCCCUUGUGUGGUCAACACUGAAUGCUAGUGUUGUUGGGGUGGACAAGUUUACGAAUGGGGGCCUACGGAUAGCCGACCGAGGACAGGUGACUAGACAGACAGUGGGCAGACGAUCGACCAGCAUUUUCCAAAAUGGCAGACGAGAAGGCAAAGCCUACUCUACGCGUGGAGGACACCAUGGAAGCUGAAGCGCGCACACAGAUCAUGUACAGACAGAUAGAGGCUUUCGAGGAAAAGGUGAAACUGAGCUCAGAGACAUUUAGCGAUGAGACUUUUCACAAAAUGAUGACGGAACUUAAUAACAGUUCACUUGCCAAGAAACUUGGGGGCGUUUACUCCCUUGCCAACAUUAGGAGCGUAGUGCAAGAAUUAGAGAAGAACGCGAGUGCCUUAAAUGAAGGAAGAGCGUCAAACAGCUCUAACUCAGGAAGCAGCUCUGGCAAGUCAACGCCAAGCAAAAGGGAGAACAAAAUUUUACUUUAUUUAAAAUGGUUCUUGGAUUAUGUGACUUACAUGCGGGAACUCAAGCAAAAUUUUACCGAGAGGAUUUUCACGCCCUUGCAGGAAUAUUUUUACGAUGAUUCCCGAGGAGACACGAAAAGUCCCGGAGUAGAGUCGCUGCUGUCGACUCCGAGUGUCACGCCCUCUAGUGCCAUGAUGCGCUCAGUUAUCAAAGAGGAGGACGAGAAGGAUUUGGAGAACACCGAUCCGGCCGCAACAGCGAAUCUGGAGGAAUUAGACGCCCCAUUGCCACCACUUCCGGGGUCUGAGCCAGUUUCCGGCGCGGCGAGCCCCGCCCUUCCCGACCCACGGGUAGCGUCAUAUCAAGCUCUCAUGAUGCUGGGGAAAGAGUUCAAAGAGGUGGCGACACUGUACGAUAAUACGGAACUGAAAAACGUCGCUGAACGUUUGCGUUAUCUUACAGAACGGUGGGAGGUCCUUCUUGACGACGAAUGUGAAAUUAAUCCCGAUCUUUUUAGCGUUGAUAGCUACGGCUCCACGGAGAGUUACAUUGAUGAAAAGGCAACAAACCCUAAACUUAUCAAUCUUGUUCGCUUCGUGCCCGAUAUAACUCACAAAUGCAAUAAAGCGGCUUGGUUAGCUAGAAAAUGGCUAGAAAUAGAAAACACUAAAACUCGAGACUUGAAUGAAAAAUUAGUAACCAUCAGGCGCAUACAAAUGGCUGUUUCAGAUAAAUUGGCAGAUCUGGAAAAAAGUAUAGGUGGCCAGGAGUCAAUUCUUCUUCAUCAGAUUGAUGAGCUGCAGUCACUUCUUCAGCGCGAAGAGCGCUCGAGCGAACUCAAUAUUCAGAUUUAUCAAACUGAACAGAGUAUUGAUACUCUGAAAUCACAACUGGAAAAGGCGCAGAACGAAAGGGAACAACUUGUGAAACAACUGACAGAAGCGAAACAAACCAAAGCUGAGGAUUACAAAACCAUCAGACUUCAAUACGAACAAAAUCGUCUACAGAGGUUUCUUCUGCGAAGGAACAUGAAAGUGGAAAAGUACAGGAAAUCUGUCUUGCGCUCUGACAUGCACGUGGAGCUAGCCGUGAGACCGAGCAUGAUUCGCUUCACUGACCACGUGCAAGAGACGUGCGAAGAACUGGAGCAGAAGAUAGACAAGUCAAAGAAGGAAAAGAGAAAACUCGAGCACGCCAUGAUCCCUCUGCAAGAGGACCAACACAAAGUGCAGGAGAAGUUAUGGCGGCAACAGGAAAGCAGACGACCCAGCGUCUCCGAUCCCGCCACCAGCAAUAACAACCUGAGGGAGCACUUGAAAGAAACCAGCAGACGACCCGCGUCUUCUGCCAGCAAUAUGAGCGCGCGAACCCAAGACGCUAGCGUCCAGACAGUGAUUUCUCGCCAAGAGCGGGUCACGUCUGCGGACGAGGCCAUGCUGGACGUACAUAACAUGCAAUUCAGUCCCUCCAUGUUGCAAAAAAUAAAGGAGGUGAAACUUUAGCGAGUAAAGGGAUUUCUGUGGAAGUCCAGUAUUAAAAGAGGACACACAUUGUUAAAUUUGCAUUUAGCGUUGGACAAAUGUUUGCUCCAAUGUGAAUUAUUUCAGUGUCAUAAUCGGCAUACAUCCAUGACGACAUAGCAAUAAUUUUACAUGUGAGUAUCUUUGUUAUUCGUUUUUAUAAGUGCAUUGGAGGUUAAAUGUAUUUUCAUACUUGUCAGACAUGCAGUGCAGUAAGAAGAAUUUAGCCGAAUUUUCUUAAAGAAUUGAUUUAUUGUGUUUUCGAAGCAUUGCGGCCCAACUGUCGCAAUGCAGAAUGUCGAAACCCGUUGAACGACGUUGCUCCCGAUUAAUUUCUGUUCACUGAAAGGGUACUUUUUAUAACAAGAACAUCAUGUUUCUAAAUGACGGUGUAUUGUUAUGUUAGAGGACAGGAAUCACAAUUCAAAUAUGUAGACAUUGUACUGUGAAACUAAAAACUCAGUUUAAAGGGCACCUGUCUCGAAGCCCAUAAAAGUUAUGCCUAGGGACGCUUGGUUGGCAAAGGAACUAUGCACAUUAUAGUAUAUGUUCAUACUAUGCAAUUACCAUGAUGGAUUUAUUAGUGCAUUCAAGUGAAAAUUUACAGUGCUCUCUUUUGCUCAAGGUUUUAAUUUUUUACCAUGCAAAGCACU
This is a messenger RNA of Lingula anatina, 2942 nucleotides long. RefSeq lists its product as uncharacterized. NCBI's taxonomy places the organism in Eukaryota, Metazoa, Brachiopoda, Lingulata, Lingulida, Lingulidae. The record is from RefSeq and is a predicted model, not a curated record.